AUGUCAAAGCACUGUCAAAUGUUAAAUCAGUGUCACAUGCCAAAGCAGUGUCAGAUCAAGUGUCACAAGUUACAGCAGCGUCAAAGAUACAGCAGUGUCAUAAAGAUACAGCAGUGUCAUAAGAUACAGCAGUGUCAAGCAGUGUCACAUGUCAAAAGCAGUGUCACAUGUCAAAGCAGUGUCAACAUGUCAAAGCAGUGUCACAUGUCAAAGCAGUGUCACAUGUCAAAGCAGUGUCACAAGAUACAGCAGUGUCACAGUUACAGCAGCGUCACAAGAUACAGCAGUGUCAUAAGAUACAGCAGUAUCAUAAGAUACAGCAGUGUCACAAGAUACAAACAGUGUCACAUGUCAAAGCAGUGUCACAUGACAAAGCAGUGUCACAUGUCAAAGCAGUGUCACAUGUCAAAGCAGUGUCACAUGUCAAAGCAGUGUCACAAGAUACAGCAAGUGUCACAAAGUUGUCACAAAGCAGAGUCACAGCAGUAUCAUAAGAUACAGCAGUGUCACAAGAUACAACAGUGUCACAUGUCAGAGCAGUGUCACAUGUCAAAGCAGUGUCACAUGUCAAAGCAGUGUCACAUGACAAAGCAGUGUCACAUGACAAAACAUGACAAAGCAGUGUCACAUGACAAAGCCGUUUCACAUGACAAAUGUCACAUGUCAGCAGUGUCACAUGACAAAGCAGUGUCACAAAAGCAGUGUCAUAUGUCAAAGCAGUGUCACAUGACAAAGCAGUGUCAAACAUGUCACAAAGCAGUGUCACAUGACAAAGCAGUGUCACAUGACCAGUGUCACAUGACAAAGCAGUGUCACAUGACAAAGCAGUGCCACAAAGCAGAGUCACAUGUGUCACAUGUCAAAGCAGUGUCACAUGUCAGCAGUGUCACAACAAAGCAGUGUCACAUGUCAAAGCAGAGUCACAUCAAUGUCACAUGUCAAAGCAGUGUCACAUGUCAAAGCAGAGUCACAUGA
Penaeus vannamei (Pacific white shrimp) is the source of this 975-nucleotide messenger RNA. Lineage: Eukaryota; Metazoa; Arthropoda; Malacostraca; Decapoda; Penaeidae. The record is from RefSeq and is a predicted model, not a curated record.